Messenger RNA from Porites evermanni, 3923 nucleotides. The record is from the annotation of a GenBank genome assembly. NCBI's taxonomy places the organism in Eukaryota, Metazoa, Cnidaria, Anthozoa, Scleractinia, Poritidae.
AUGAAAUAUUUCUUUGGAACUUCACUGCUCACUUGUCUCAUUUCGGCACUUGCCAACUCUACGGUAAAACCGCCACAGAAAGCUCACUGCAGUGUGACUCAACUGUGUGCACCAAACUGCACUAAAAUCGAGCAGCAACUGGAGGAAAUACGACAAGAAAUCAGGGCAUUGAGAGAAAAUAAAACUACUGGGUCUGGCAACGGAAAAGGUUUGUAACAGCAACUUAAUUUGUGCUACAAAUAAACAAAGUGGAUCCUCGUUGUCAUCAAUACCUCACUAAAAUACUGUCAAAACCCCUCCAAAAAGUCACGAAAGUAUUAUUCUUAUUUUACUAAUGGGUCAUUUAGAUCCUCCUUUAUUAUGUUACGUCCAAGCACAAUGCAAAACAAAGGGAGGGCUAAGGCGAACAUAUAGUUCAAAUGUUUAAUACUGAGUCUAAAUAAUGCAUUUACAGCUAUGCAUGUGCCACAUUUUAUUCUUGAAUUUGCCAACUCUUAUUUUGGAUUAACCUUUUACCUCGAAGAAUAACGGCUAGACAAAAUAGCCAAAAACUAAGGACUGCAUCGAAUGAUCAUUUUAUUUUCAGUUUACAAGAACUGCGCUGAAGUCUACAAUUCAGGUGACAAGAUCAGUGGAGUGUAUAAAAUCAAUCCUGAUGGUCUGGGCGAAUUUGAAGUGUUCUGUGAUCAGAAAACAGCCGGUGGAGGUUGGACGGUGUUUCAGAAGAGGCGAGAUGGCUCUGUUGAUUUCUUCCGCGCUUGGGAUGAUUACAAACGUGGUUUUGGCAAUCUGAACGGUGAGUUCUGGCUCGGUUUGGACAAGAUACAUCGGCUGACUGUAAGUGGUAGUUAUAAACUCCGUAUCGACUUUGGAGACAUUCAUGGAAAAACUGCAUUUGCUGAGUACAGCUCCAUUUCUGUGACAAGCGAGAGAGCGAAAUACCAACUGAAUUUGGGAAGUUAUUCAGGUAAGUUUAUACACUAGACUGAAAAAGAAUCAGUCGGUGAAAAAUGUUGCUAAUUGGCAAAUACAAUAAUAAAAGAAAAAAGAAAGAAAGAAAAUAAGAUUGUUUCCUUGCAAUUGAUCGUGAUUGUAAUGUGGAAGAAAUUAAGGUAUCUUUUCAUUGAAUUUUCAAGCUUUUUCAGUAAGUACAAGAUCUCUAUACCGGUUUCGUAGCUUUACCAAAUGUUAUUUUUAAUGUUCCUCUUAAGACCUUUCAGAGGACUUUUUAAUUUUGUUUAAAAAACCUAGAAGUGUUUCAUCCAGUUUGGAUUAAUUAAAGUGGACUGCGAUUGUUUAUGCAUGAAAGAGUGAAAUUGACCGUUUGAAAAACUCUGCGAAAGAUAACCGGGAAAAGACCUUUAAUUCACUUUUUCUCCUUUUGGGUAGGAACCGCUAGUGAUGCGCUUGUUCGUCAUCGUGGUAUGUCAUUUUCCACCAAGGAUCGUGAUAAUGACAAGUGGAAGAGUAGCAAUUGUGCCUUGCGUUUUAAAGGCGCCUGGUGGUACAGCAGUUGUCACGACUCCAACCUGAAUGGUUUGUACCUCAAUGGUAAGGACGAUUGUCAAGGAAUGCGCUGGAACAGUUGGCCGAAGCGUACUGACUGCUACUCUGUCAAGAAAACUGAGAUGAAGAUACGUCCAAAAGGUUUUUGAGAUAUUUCUGACACAUUGUGCUAAAUAAAGCGUAUGUCUCUUGAGGUCUUAAAUUCUAACAAUAAAUAUUUUAAAUGAAGUUAAAAUCAAGUAAUCUUCUACCAGACAAAUGUAUUGAAAAACGCCAAUGUCAAUGAUUCUGGGUUACAUAGGUGAUUAACAAGUACACUGUAAUAGAGGCGCUUCAAUAAAUGAGUUUAUUUGGAACCAAAUAAAACAUUUUAUGUCUCCCCUUCCAAUUUCUUUAAUGUAUGGAUUUUUGGGGGGUGGGGUCGAUUGCGGCUUCAAAGGCUUAGAGGCUCUCGAAUGUGAACUUUGAAUUAUCUCACAAUGGUUUACGAUCGCAUGACAAUCACAAGACGAAAAGUAAAAUUACUUUUGGGUAAUAAUCACGAGCUCCUAUGAUAAGGCCACUCGCAGUAAAUUUACUUAGCCUCGAUCUCAUUAUCUCGCGGAGAUCCUUUAUAGAGGGUGCAACCUUUUCGUAAAUCCUCUCGGUCUGAAAGCUGACAUCAAGCCAAAUCUUCGAUAGCUGACCUGCUUAUCCUCUGAACAAGCAAUCGACCCGCCUCCGCCCCAAUCUUCCACCUAUUUUACUUGCUUUAGGUAUUUCUUGUAGUUUAGUUGCUUUUUUCUUCUGGCCCUCACCUUUGCUAGACCUAUAAAUUCGUAAACAUUAUUUCAUAUUUUAACAUUGAUGAGAUGAUUUUGCAGUUUUGAAUAAAACCGGCCAUUAAUGUUUUUAAUCCCAGACCACAGUCUCGGUUUUCUUUGUUUCCUAAGUUAGGUGCUCUAGCAAACAAAGCUCGACUGUUGGCAGUAAAGGGGGGUUUAUUGUUAGUGUUUUAGUAAACCGGGGAGGAGACAUAAAAACAUUAAUCACUUGAAAAGUUGUAUUCAUCUGAACUGUUUGAAAUGAAACAGCCGGAUUGCAUUUUAACCCAGCCAAUGAAUGCUUCUCUACAGGACUUUGCUGUGGGGCUGUUUUUUUAUGAGCUGUAUACAGCUGAUGUUUCUCAAUUUUGAGUCUGUGGAUGAAAUCCUAAAAUAGCCAAAAACUAAGGAACGCAUCGAAUGAUCAUUUUAUUUUCAGUUUACAAGAACUGCGCUGAAGUCUACAAUUCAGGUGACAAGAUCAGUGGAGUGUAUAAAAUCAAUCCUGAUGGUUUGGGCGAAUUUGAAGUGUUCUGUGAUCAGAAAACUGCCGGUGGAGGUUGGACGGUGUUUCAAAAGAGGCGAGAUGGCUCUGUUGAUUUCUUCCGCGGUUGGAAUGAUUACAAACGUGGUUUUGGCAAUCUGAACGGUGAGUUCUGGCUCGGUUUGGAUAAAAUACAUCGGCUGACUGUAAGCGGUGGUUAUAAACUCCGUAUCGACUUGGGAGACAUUCAUGGAAAAACUGCAUUUGCUGAGUACAGCUCCAUUUCUGUGACAAGCGAGAGAGCGAAAUACCAACUGAAUUUGGGAAGUUAUUCAGGUAAGUUUAUACACUAGACUGAAAAAGAAUCAGUCGGUGAAAAAUGUUGCUAAUUGGCAAAUACAAUAACAAAAGAAAAAAGAUAGAAAGAAAAUAAGAUUGGUUUUUUUUUUGACAUUCAGUCGUGAUUGGAAUGUGGAAGUUAUCAGUUGAUUUUUACAAUUACAAUUGACCUAGGCUUAUUCGUAAUGUCAUAUUAGAUCAUAUCAAAAAGUUUUAAAAGGACAAUUGGCCCAGGUCUUGAGAGUUCAGAAAUUAAGGUAUCUUUUCACUGAAUUUUCAGCAAGUACAAGAUCUCUACCGGUUUCGUAGCUUUACCAAAUGUUAUUUUUAAUGUUCCUUUUAAGACCUUUCAGAGGACUUUUUAAUUUUGUUUAAAAAACCUAGAAGUGUUUCAUCCAGUUUGGAUUAAUUAAAGUGGACUGCGAUUGUUUUAUAUGCAUGAAGGAGUGAAAUUGACCGUUGAAAAAACUCUGCGAAAGAUAACCGGGAAGAGACCUUUAAUUCGCUUUUUCUCCUUUUUGGUAGGAACCGCUAGUGAUGCGCUUGUUCGUCAUCGUGGUAUGUCAUUUUCCACCAAGGAUCGUGAUAAUGACAAGUGGAGGAGUAGCAAUUGUGCCUUGCGUUUUAAAGGCGCCUGGUGGUACAGCAGUUGUCACGACUCCAACCUGAAUGGUUUGUACCUCAAUGGUAAGGACGAUUGUCAAGGAAUGCGCUGGAACAGUUGGCCGAAGCGUACUGGCUGCUACUCUGUCAAGAAAACUGAGAUGAAGAUACGUCCAAAAGGUUUUUGA